Solanum stenotomum is the source of this 2022-nucleotide messenger RNA. RefSeq names its product NADPH:adrenodoxin oxidoreductase, mitochondrial. The record is from RefSeq and is a predicted model, not a curated record. Bases 335 to 1792 code for a protein of 485 amino acids. Lineage: Eukaryota; Viridiplantae; Streptophyta; Magnoliopsida; Solanales; Solanaceae. Gene Ontology annotation, molecular function: oxidoreductase activity. The transcript has 15 exons.
AGUACCUAUAUGCCCAAUCUUAUUCUAUAGAUCCUACAUUUACUUUUUGUUCUAAGCUCUCCGGUGAACACUCUUCAUUUCCUGUCACAUUCAUGUUUUCAUUUGUCAUCAUCCUUUUUGCCAUACAGAUUAUAGUCUUGGGUCUUUGAGAGAAUUGCUAUUUCAUCUGGCUGAGUUGGAAAUCAGUAGUUGAGUGGGAUUGACGCAUAAUUGAUUGAUUAAUACAACUUUUGUAGUUGGCCUUGUUGGCCCUUAAAAGGCUCCUGGUGCGCAUAACCCUUCACCAAAGCAGACAGAAAAUUUCUCCAUUGCCAGCACAGAGAAAUUUGGAGAGAUGGCUCUCUCAAGAGCUCUCAAUUUCUGCAGGAGCUUUUCCACAGUUUCUUCCGAACCAUUACGUGUUUGCAUCGUGGGGAGCGGGCCAGCUGGGUUCUACACUGCCGAUAAGAUUUUGAAAGCUCACGAGGGAGCUGAAGUUGAUAUAGUUGAUCGGUUACCUACGCCAUUUGGAUUAGUCAGAUCCGGAGUGGCUCCUGAUCAUCCUGAAACAAAGAUUGUGAUGAACCAGUUUUCUCGGGUUGCUCAAAAUAGACGUUGCUCGUUCAUUGGGAAUGUCUCUCUUGGAGCCUCUAUAUCUUUGGCUGAGCUGCGUGAAUUAUAUGAUGCGGUGGUGCUUUCUUAUGGAGCUGAAAGUGAUCAAGCUCUAGGAAUACCCAGAGAAGAUCUGUCUGGGAUAUACGCUGCCAGAGAAUUUGUUUGGUGGUAUAAUGGCCACCCAGACUGCCGAAAUCUGGCACCAGAUUUGAAGAGCUCAGAUACUGCUGUUAUUAUUGGUCAGGGAAAUGUAGCUCUUGAUGUGGCGCGUAUCCUUUUACGACCAACUAGUGAAUUGGCAACAACUGAUAUCUCCUGCCAUGCUUUGGCAGCUUUAAGUGAGAGCUCCAUUAGAAAAGUGUAUUUGGUUGGAAGACGUGGAGCAGCACAAGCAGCCUUCACGGCGAAAGAACUGCGUGAAGUUCUACGUAUCAAGGACCUAUCCAUUGAAAUUCGGCAAGCAGAUUUAAGUAAAACCCCAGCAGAUGAGGAAGAACUAAAGAAUAACCGGAUUAAAAGGAGAAUUCAUGAACUGCUCUCUAAGGCUGCCACUCCUGCAACUUCCGUAUGCAAUCCAGGUCAAAAAGAACUGCACUUUGUUUUCUUCAGGAAACCAGACAGGUUCCUGGAAUCAGAUUGUAGAAGUGGUCAUGUUGCUGGUUUGCGGGUGGAGAGGACAAUUCUUAAAGAAGAUGUUGGCUCUGGGAAACAAAUUGCAGUUGGUACUGGACUUUUUGAAGAAAUGGAAUGCGGGCUGGUAUUGAAGAGUGUUGGUUACAAGUCGAUACCUGUUGAUGGCUUGCCUUUUGAUCACCGUAAAGGUAUUGUUCCAAAUGUUCGGGGACGUGUGUUAAGUGAAGCUUCUGAAGAUGCACAAGUCGAGAAAGGCUUGUAUGUAUGUGGGUGGUUGAAGAGAGGACCAACUGGGAUAAUUGCUACAAAUCUUUACUGUGCUGAAGAAACUGUCGCUAGCAUAUCAGAAGAUGUUGAGAGAGGAGUGGUAACAUCAAGAUCUGGCUUAUCUAAGCCCGGAAGGGAGGGCCUCCUCCAAUUGCUAGAUAGCAGGAAUGUCAAAAUUGUUCCAUUUGGUGGCUGGGAAAAGAUAGACAGUGAAGAGAAAAGAAGAGGUAGUCUGAAAAACAAACCCAGGGAAAAGCUUACCUCUUGGCAGGAUUUAUUAGAAGUUGCCACCAAGUGAUAAAAGUGUCUCCAAGAUGGCAGAUUUUGCUUACAUCUGUGGUUUUAUGGUUGAGGCAGGUGACUAGUGUUGUGGUUUUGUAACACAGCCGCCAUCAUUUGAAGUUUAUCACUGUAGUUGUAUUAAAGGCUCAGCUUAUGCAUUUCAGUUGAGGACCAAACACACUUUUUUUUGCAUUGAUUCCUCCAAUUUUUGGUAGUUAGUUGAAUCAGAUUAAGUGCGCACUAAAG